Asterias rubens (European starfish) is the source of this 1694-nucleotide messenger RNA. RefSeq names its product lanosterol 14-alpha demethylase-like. Gene Ontology annotation, molecular function: oxidoreductase activity, acting on paired donors, with incorporation or reduction of molecular oxygen; heme binding; monooxygenase activity. The record is from RefSeq and is a predicted model, not a curated record. The transcript is spliced from 12 exons. The coding region runs from base 104 to 1606 and encodes 500 amino acids. Gene Ontology annotation, biological process: sterol metabolic process. NCBI's taxonomy places the organism in Eukaryota, Metazoa, Echinodermata, Asteroidea, Forcipulatida, Asteriidae.
UCGAUCGGAUGGCUAGUGCAUGUACCAGCUUCUUUUUUAAUUUUACAACAAUUUUAUUUCUGAGAUUUUGUUAGAUUUCCACCGAAGUGAUUUUGGAAUCAAGAUGGCGAGUGGAGGAGCUGGCAGUUCGCUGAUCGAAGGAGCGAUCGGACGAUGGCAGGACACCAGCACGAUGACUAUGUUGUUGUUGACAUCAACCUUUAUUCUUGUUCUUGGUGCCGUCUUCCGGAAGAUUAUCGGUGGGGGUGAAAAGUCGGAUGUGAGUCUACCUCCGAGAAUUCCAUCAAGUAUUCCCUUUCUUGGUAAAGCAAUCGAGUUCCAAGAAAACCCAAUUGACUUCCUUGAGAAAGCGUAUAAAAAGUAUGGUUCGGUGUUUUCUUUUACAAUGGUUGGUCAGACCUUCACUUACCUGAUUGGUCCAGUGAGCAGUGCUGUCCUCUUCAACAGUAAGAACGACCAAUUAAACGCUGAGGAGGUCUAUGGGCGGUUGACCACACCCGUAUUUGGAAAGGGUGUGGCAUAUGAUGUCCCGAAUGCGAAAUUUCUGGAACAGAAGAAGAUAUUGAAGAUUGGUUUGAACGUUGCUCAGUUCCGUAAACAUAUUGGUCUGGUCCAAGAAGAGGCCCUUGAUUAUCUGAAGCGAUGGAAGAACAACAGCGGCCAAGAAAAUCUGUUUGUUGCAAUGUCCGAGUUGAUCAUCUCAACAGCAAGUCGUUGUCUCCAUGGCAAAGAGAUUAGAUCCAAGCUGGAUGAGCGAGUGGCUCAACUCUACAUGGAUCUCGAUGGCGGUUUCAACCACCUAGCCUGGUUGUUCCCAAGUUGGAUUCCCUUUCCUAGUUUCCGUAAACGUGACAAAGCCCACCUUGAGGUCAAGAAGAUCUUCUACAAGGCCAUUCAAGAGAGAAGAGAUAGUGAAGAUCCCGAUGAUGAUAUGUUACAGACAUUACUGACAACAACGUACAAAAAUGGUACCCUACUUACAGAUGAUGAGGUAGCUGGGAUGUGUAUAGGAUUGCUCCUAGCAGGGCAGCAUACGUCAUCAACUACAAGUUCCUGGCUGGGAUUCUAUCUAGCCAAAAACAAGGAUAUACAAGAUCGUUGUUACCGGGAGCAACUUGAAGUCUGCAGAGAUGACAUUGACGAUCCCCUUACGUAUGAUCAGGUUAAAGAGAUGUCCUUAUUGGAUCGUUGCUUGAAGGAAACCCUCAGACUCCGCCCACCAAUCAUGACCAUGAUGAGAAUGGCCAAGGUUCCAGUGACUGUCCAAGGUUAUACCAUUCCACCAGGACACCAAGUGUGCGUAUCACCGACUGUCAACCAACGCAUUGAGGACCAAUGGAUGCCUGAACCCAUGACCUUUAACCCUGAUCGGUUCAUAGAUGAGAGUGCCUCCAACAGUGACAAGUUUUCCUACGUUCCCUUCGGAGCGGGUCGUCACCGCUGCAUCGGGGAGAACUUCGCCUACGUGCAAAUCAAGACCAUCAUGUCUGUGUUGAUACGCAAAUACGAGCUGUCAUUAGUGGAUGACUACUUUCCAUCCAUCAACUACAAAACCAUGAUCCACACACCGUUUAAACCAAUCAUUGCCUAUAAGCUCAGGAAGUAAACAUGUUUAGUUUGGCUUAAAGGGAAGGUACACGUUUGGUAAUUACUCAAAACAAAUAAUAACUUAAAAACUGACAUGGUAACAAGCA